Messenger RNA from Labeo rohita (rohu), 1714 nucleotides. It is a transcript of the gene ramp2, whose product is annotated as receptor (G protein-coupled) activity modifying protein 2. Lineage: Eukaryota; Metazoa; Chordata; Actinopteri; Cypriniformes; Cyprinidae. The transcript is spliced from 6 exons. The record is from RefSeq and is a predicted model, not a curated record. Gene Ontology annotation, biological process: regulation of G protein-coupled receptor signaling pathway; angiogenesis; G protein-coupled receptor signaling pathway. The coding region runs from base 96 to 716 and encodes 206 amino acids. Gene Ontology annotation, molecular function: coreceptor activity. Gene Ontology annotation, cellular component: cell surface; signaling receptor complex; membrane.
GUUUUAUUAGAGUCUUCCUGUUGAAGAGUUCAUACAUAAGAUUUAAGCAAGCUAAGGUGGACAGACAGAUAGAACUGCCAUAGGAUUAAAGCAGAAUGGCGCACAUUUCUGUAUCUUUUUCAAAACCGGCAGGGACUCUUCUGUUUUGGGUUUGUCUGUGUCUAACGGUCUCAACUCUGCAGACCCUGGUACCAAACGAACAGAAACAAACUGUGAGACAGACUGUGUCAACUAUGCCGACAGAAGUACACACCACUGCAUACACCAGAGCAGAUCCUGGCUAUGGAGGUGGAGGAACAAUUGGCUGUGGUAACAAAAUCAUCUGUGAGGCAUACUGUUCAGUUUGUGGUCCCCUCAAAACGCAAGACUGCUAUGAAUUGCUGGUGCACUGGUGUAAAUAUACUUUUGAUCUUGCUAUGGGGUCCAUGAACAGUACCGACUGGUGUUCACUGGAAAAAGUGAAAAGUGCAUAUAACAAUUUCACUCUGUGUACUGAGACUAUUGCUGACUGUCUGCUGCUUCCAUGGCCGAAUCAGUUGGUUGAACACAUGUUUGUGGAUAUCCACACCACCUAUUUUCAAGAAUGCCCCACAGAGGCACUGAGGGACCCCCCUCCCAGCAUCGUCCUUGCCCUUGUCAUGACCCCCAUAUGCCUAAUCCCUGUUAUGGUGGUCCUAGUUGUUCUCAAGACUAAAAAUGGAGACAGGAGGUCCUAGAUGUCCAGGUGCAAGAAGAUUUUGUUCUUAUUCCUUCUUCUGCUCCGUUUCUUCUUCAUCCAAGAUUGUAUCCCACCCCAGAAAAACGUCCUGGCUUAACACUCCCCAGUGAAUGUGCACCUGGCCGUCUCUAGGAUUGACUAAACCAGGAUGAAGGAUGAGCAUGUUUUCUAGGGGUGACCUCUGACUGGAAAAUGUUACUGUACUUUUUAUCAUUAAUUUAGCAUUAAUGUACAGGUAUUUCACAGCAUUAUUAUCUCCAAAGUGCACAUAUAAGUUUUGUUGUCUUCAGGAUAUAAAUACACAAUCCAGUGAAAUGUGAAAAAAGGCUUAUUUGAAGCAUUCAGACAAAUUGUGUACAUAACCAGAUGUACAAAACAACAAUGCAGAACCACAAACUCAUUUGAGUGUCCACUUUAUGCACUGUAUGAAAUCUUUAACCCUAAUGUAGAGUGUUGUUAGUUAGUGACAAGAGCUGUUUAGCUGACUCUGAGAAUAACAUCUUUGUGAUUUCGAUUUUGACACAAGUCAUAACAAUUGACUUUUUAAAUUUAUUAUGACAGCUAUUGAGUAAUUAAGCAUAGAUGAAUCGAUCUGAAUGCAUGAAAAAACAAAGCCGACUGAAAGUCACCCAUUUCAAUAGGCAGCUUAUUAAAUAUCUGUUUAUUUAUAUAAGUUAAUGACAUGCACGUGUCUCCGAAAAGAAGGGAAUGCCAGAAAAUGAAGGUUUAUAUAGAUUGCAAUGUCUUACAUUGUUCAUUUUAAUUUUACUGUGCCCCUCACACAGAAUUGUACUCACAUGAACCAGACUUGUUUUAUAAUUAUUUUAUUAAUUGAUUACGAAGGAUGAGUCUUAGAAGAGAAGACUGAGACACUUUUUCAAUUGUAUGUUUUUUUAAGAGCCACUUUAAGAGCCAGUGAACAAUUUUAUACUUUUAUACUUCACGUAUUUUGAUUGGACAUGUUUUUGUAUAAUUAAACCACAUGUUUUACUUAAA